Messenger RNA from Chiroxiphia lanceolata (lance-tailed manakin), 1305 nucleotides. Its product is annotated as translation initiation factor IF-2-like. Lineage: Eukaryota; Metazoa; Chordata; Aves; Passeriformes; Pipridae. The record is from RefSeq and is a predicted model, not a curated record. The transcript has 8 exons. Bases 292 to 1305 code for a protein of 337 amino acids. Gene Ontology annotation, cellular component: nucleus.
AGAUGUAGUCUCCCAGGAAGCACAGAAGCAUGCCUGCUGUGUCAGCGACCAGAGGCUGACCUGGACAUCUGCGGGGAAAAUCUCAAGAUAAAUGGACUCUGUGCCCACGAGUUCUGCCUGUUUUUUGCCAUCCACCUUCCUCAGCACAAUGAUGGUCGAGUAGGACUCUUUGGCUUUCUCCCAAGGGAUAUCCAAGAUGUAGUCUCCCGGGCAGCACCGAAGGGACAGGCUCUGAGCUCUGGAUUUUUAACCCUCCGGUGCCCCAUCUGCAGAAAUAGGCAGGCAUUUCUCAUGGAUAUGUUCACCAUGGGGAUCCGAAUCCCCUUCAGACCACCACGAGGGGAGGGCUUGAAUGCAUUCGCCGAGCCAAGAGACAGACACAGGCACUGUGAUGCCAGUGAGUGCCUUUGUCCAGGAGGCAGGCAGGAGGCAGAGGAGGAGGGGCCCUGGGAACUGCUCCUGUGCCCCUCCUGUGCUGCUGAGGGCACUCACAGACACUGCUCUGGCCUGAGGGACAGUAUAACCAGCUGGGAAUGUGAUGGCUGUGCUGGUCUGGGCACAGCCCCCAUGGAAGAGCCUGAGCCUGACGGCCCCAACCUGUCCACACAGUCAGGAUUGGAGCCUUCCCAUGAACCCGGGUCCAUCAGCCCCAGCACUGGUAACCAGGUGCCAUCGGGGAUGUCUGCCAGUUCUCCAGAGACCAGCAACCCCAGCACCAAUCAACAGGCAACAUCAGAGCAGUCUCUGCAAUCUCCCUCACAGGAGACGAGCAGCCCCAGCUCUGAGAGCCAGGUGAAAUCAGACUCAUCCCACAGCAGCUCCUCAGAACCUGAGGUCAGCACCUGCUCCAGCAGUCCUGACACAAAACCUGACACAAAACCGCUUGUGCCAGCAACAUCGGACCCCAAUUCAUAUGGCCGGUCCUGGACUCCUCAUGACAGGAGACGUUGGGAAUGUUUUGCAAUGCAGCGGUGCCACCGCCUUGAUGCACUGAAGGCAGGGAAGCAGUGGCGGGGUGUUGGCAGCCCCGUCCUGUCCCUGCUGCCGGCGGCCCGGGGGCAGGAGCGCCCCGGCGGUGCCAUGGCGGGGUUCCCCUCAGGUGUGGGCAGCCGCAGCCCGGCCGUGCGGGGCGGCUCCGGCGGUGCCAUGGCGGGGUUCCCCUCAGGUGUGGGCAGCCGCAGCCCGGCUGUGCGGGGCGGCCCCGGCGGUGCCAUGGCGGGGUUCCCCUCAGGGCGGCCCCCGCUGCCCGCGCACGGCGGUGUUGCCGGGGCAGCCUCGUCCCCCAGGCACAUCUGUGCGCUGUGA